UUAAACAGAAGGCAUUCGGUCAAUCUUUUUUCUUUAUUUGUUGCAUGUAAAAAUUGUUAUCAUUGGAAGUUCUGCUUGUAAUUGCUGUGCAAUCAGCAUGUAUUGAAGAUUAUGAAUACUCUUUCCAAAUUAGGUGAAACGUAUAGAAAGCGAUGGAAAGCGGAAAAAAAAGACCCAAUCACUCCCGGAAAAAAGUGUAAGCGUCUUUCUCAAGCUUAUGUUUGGGAAUGACUAAACAGUAAUAAUUGUUACACAAGCAAAUGCUUAACAGAUAUCAAAAAUACCCCACAAACAAAAAAUACCCUUUUCUUUUUCAUAAAUAAAUAAUAUGCCUCAUACACCCAAGACUCCUGUUGACCCUAAUGCACCUGGUCCAAUGCUUCGUUUCCAAAGCAACCUUCCUAAAUUACCUGUUCCUGACUUGAAUGAAACCCUUCCCAAGUAUUUAAAGAGUAUACGUCCUCUUUUGAGUGACGAAGAGUACAAGCGCUCAGAACAAGCUGUAAAGGAAUUCUUAGCCCCUGGAAGCUUUGGUCAUGAGCUACAGAAGCGUCUUGUUGCUCGUGCUAAUGAUCCCAGCAUUGUCAAUUGGAUGGAAGAUUGGUGGUUAGACCAAGCUUAUAUGGGUUAUCGUGAUCCUGUCGUUGUCUAUGUCUCUUACUUCUUCGCAUAUAAGGAUGAUAAACUGAGAAGGGUGCCUGCUCAACGUGCUGCCGCCAUCACAACAGCUGCUCUCGAAUUCAAAAAACUGAUUGUUACCAAAACGCUCGAACCUGAGUAUGCAAAGGGCGAGCCUAUGUGUAUGGAUUCUUACAAGUACAUGUUCAACAAUUGUCGUAUUGCACACAAGCCUAGUGACCUCAAGGCUACUUUUGAUCCCAUCAAGAAUACCCACAUCAUUGCUAUUCGCAAGAACAAGUUUUAUUUUAUUGACACUGUUUACAAAGGUCAACAAUUGAGCACCAAGGAGUUUGAACAACAGUUCCAACGUGUCAUUGAUGAUGCUGGCGACAUCAAGGGAAUUCCUAUUGGCGUUUUGACCUCUGAAAACCGUGAUAAAUGGUGUGAUUACCGAGAUGACUUGUUGGCAGCUAAUCCCAAUAAUAAGAAGAUUAUGGACAAGAUUGAAAGUGCCUCAUUUGUCGUCUGUCUUGAUGACUUGACGCCAUUUACCAGGGAUGAACUUGUUCGUGCCUGCUGGCAUGGAGAUGGACGUAACCGUUUCUUUGAUAAGCCUUUGCAAUUCAUUGUGUUUGACAAUGGCAAAGCUGGUUUCAUGGGUGAACAUUCUUGUAUGGAUGGUACAGCUACUUGCCGCUUAAAUGAAUAUGUUUGUGAUGGACUUGCUAGAAAUCUAGUCAAUCACGGGUCUGAUCAUGUGCGCACGGAUAUCCCCCAACCCGAGCAACUUCAAUUUGUAUUGAAUGGCAAGGUCGAAAAAGCCAUUGAGACAGCCGAGAAGGAUUUUGAUGAAUUGAUUGGUAACCAUGAAAUGACCGUUUUGGCGUACAAUGCAUUCGGAAAGAACUUUAUCAAGAAAAUGAAAUGCUCUCCCGAUGCUUUUGCGCAGAUGGCUAUUCAACUUGCCUACUACAAAAUGUUUGGUACCUCUCGUCCUACUUAUGAGUCUGCUCAGACACGCAAGUUCCAACGUGGUCGUACCGAGACCUGUCGUUCGGUGUCUGCUGAAUCCAUUGCGUUUGUCAAGGCGAUGGAAGAUCCAAAUGCUUCAAGCCAAGAAAAGGUCGCCAAGUUACGUGCUGCCUUGAAGGCUCAUGGCCAAUACAUGGGGCAGGCAGUCAAUGCACAUGGUGUUGAUCGUCACUUGUUUGGUUUAAAGAACAGUUUGAGAGAAGGAGAACAAAAACCUGAGCUGUUCACAGACCCUGCAUUUGCUUAUUCCUCUCAUUGGUAUUUGUCUACGUCUCAAUUGACCUCUGAACAUUUUGAUGGAUAUGGCUGGGGCCAAGUAGUCAAUGAUGGCUUUGGUGUUGCAUACAUGAUCAAGAAUAAUGCUCUUCAAUUUAAUGUUGCCAGUGUCAGGGAUCUUGAAGUGCAUGGUAAGAAAUACAUUAAUGGUACACAUCGUUUCAAGCAAGCAUUAGAAGAGGCUUGUGAUGAUAUGCGAGACACACUCUUGGCAGAAGCUCCUACCCAAGCCAAGUUGUAGGCGCAUAUAUAAAUAUAUUAGAAAUUUGUACAAAAUAUAUAGUAUGUUUUUAUCCUUAGACACAUGAAAAAGAGUGGUUAUUUUUGAGUAGCUUAUCUUCACUAAAGACAAUCCUAUUUCCGAAAAGGGGGACAAGCGAAUAUGUUGGAAUGCAUUAAAAUAUGCGUAUGAUAAUUAUAAAAGGAAGAGAG
Messenger RNA from Rhizopus microsporus ATCC 52813, 2361 nucleotides. Its product is annotated as acyltransferase ChoActase. Bases 329 to 2170 code for a protein of 613 amino acids. The record is from RefSeq and is a predicted model, not a curated record. Gene Ontology annotation, biological process: carnitine metabolic process. Gene Ontology annotation, cellular component: peroxisome; mitochondrion. Lineage: Eukaryota; Fungi; Mucoromycota; Mucoromycetes; Mucorales; Rhizopodaceae. The transcript is spliced from 4 exons. Gene Ontology annotation, molecular function: carnitine O-acetyltransferase activity.